GUGUGCAUCAAGAUCACGGCGCUCUGCCCGAUCGCGCUGCUGGAGAAGGCGAGCGACCUGCUGCGUUGGCAGAAGAAGCACCCGUCGUUCAGCCUGCCGUGGAAGACGCACUCCUUCCCGGUGCUGUCUGACUCGAGCCCGCUCCACCUGACCGCGUCGGAGCCGGCGGCGCUGACGGCGGAGGAGGAGAGGGAGCUGCAGCUGGCGCACUCGCGGCUGCUGGCGGUGUGCGCGCGGUGCGCGGAGCACGGCAUCCCGCUGCUGGUGGACGCGGAGUACGCGACGGUGCAGCCGGCCAUCGACUACUUCACGCUGGUGGGCGCGCUGGCGUUCAACGACGCCGGCGCGGCGGACGGCGGGCGACCCAUCGUGCACGGCACCAUCCAGGCGUACCUCCGCGACGCGCGGGACCGGCUGGAGGCCAUGGUGCGCGGCGCGGAGCGGGAGCGCGUGCGCCUGGGGCUCAAGGUCGUGCGCGGCGCGUACCUGACCCGCGAGGCCCGGCUCGCGGCCGCGCUCGGCGUGCCGUCGCCCGUGCACGGCAGCAUCCAGGAGACCCACGACUGCUACAACGGCUGCGCCGCCUUCCUCCUCGACCGCGUGCGCCGCGGGUCCGCCUCCGUCAUGCUCGCCACCCACAACGUGGAGUCAGGCCAACUCGCGGCGGCGCGUGCCCAGGAGCUGGGGAUCCCCAAGGGAGACCGCAACCUGCAAUUCGCGCAGCUGAUGGGCAUGGCGGACGGGCUGUCGCUGAGCCUCCGCAACGCCGGGUUCCAGGUCAGCAAGUACCUGCCGUACGGGCCGGUGGAGCAGAUCAUCCCCUACCUCAUCAGGCGCGCCGAGGAGAACAGGGGCCUCCUCUCCGCCUCCUCCUUCGACAGGCAGCUGCUCCGGAAGGAGUUGGUGAGGAGGGUCAAGGCCAUGGUGGCGGGACGUGAGUGAAGUGCUUGUCGAGCCUGUGUGUGUGGAGGUCGACCGUGAAGCUGGGACUGGGACAAGGACGAGCUAAAGGCUAGAAGCUGUAAAUACACCCUUCAACGGUCUUCACAUUGAUGUAUCCGGGGCUUUCUUGAAUAAUAAUCGAAUGAAUGAAAUAGUGUUCGCGGUACUAGCUAGUCCAAGCAAGCGAAUAGCCCCAGGGCAGUGCAAUCGUUGGUGGGCCCAGCUGGUGACGGGUUAGCGAGAAGCAAUAUUCGAAAUGAGCCAUACAAGCCUCCGAAAGGCCUUGCGACUCUUUUCGAUAGAGCUCUUCCAAUUCCCGACCUGCGGCGUGCCCCCAAAACAAACUACUGCGCCUUAGGGUGUCGUUCUUACGCGGAUUCGGUCAGGGCGCUUCCGGAGCCAGGCAUGGAGAAUCGCGAUGAGUCCCAGCAGGCGACGCAAGGAGGUCGAGGCAGUGGUGUUGGAGCCGGAAGAGGUGUGCCGCGUCAAGGCUUCCAGUACAGCGGCCCGAACCAAUUCCGUGCUGGUUAUGGGGGCGGAAGGCAUCAGUCCAGGGGGAGAACUUGGGCGCGGCCAGGCCAAGGUCGUGGUGCUCAUCUGUCAGCAGGCGGAAGAGGUGAGGAGAGACCGCGGACAGUUGGUGACGGUUCCUGCUUUCCCCAGCCGCCAGCAGUGAACUCGGCUGGGCACGGUUCGUCGAGUGGUACGAUCGUCCCGGCUGGUGUUAGCGACCAGGCGGGACUGGCAACGAUUCUCCAGCAGGCACUCACUGCUCUGCAAGGUAUGAAUGCUGAGAUGGCUGUUGGGGAGCCCAGGGCCGUCGAUCACAAGCAGGUGAGUGCAAAUGCUGGACCACUCCUUCCUUCAGCGUCGGCAAAGGGAGAGAAGAAGAAUACUGUGAACAAGGAGAAGGAAGGUACCAAGGAGGAGGGCAAGCUGAAUAGCAAGGGGUACUGCCAUAGAUGUUACGGGAAAGGCCACGUGAUGAGCGAGUGUACAGCGGAGUUAUUCUGCGAAGUAUGUGGUACUGACACCCAUAUCAAGCUGAAAUGUCCGGUGUUCAACGCUCCUAAGGUGCAUGCUAUCCCAGCUGGUUUUGCCAUAAAAAAUGGCGGUUUCUUUCACAUCCCCUCCAACAAGAAGCUCACUAAGGGUAGCAAUGAGAACAGGUUGGCAAUAAUACAAGUGGUGGAGGGGUGUAUUAGCCUGGACAAUGUGAUUCGAGAGCUGGAAAGGCUGCUACCCGGACUUGGUCCAUGGUACGUGGAUCAAAUCACCCCAAAGGUGUUUCGGACUUCCUUUCCUGCAGCAGCGGAAUUGCAAAGGAUGAUCGAAUGGGGUCCGGUCCAGACUAAGUCUCAGAAGGCAAUUCUUGAGUUCAAGGCUAGUUCAUCCGGGGGUCGAGUGAAGGCCACUCUUACUGACGUUUGGAUACAGUUUGAUGGUCUACCGUCGGCACUAUGCACUUAUCCACAUAUUUGGGGAGUUGGGUCUACGCUUGGCACCACUGUGGAGGUUGACAUGGUAUUCUUCCGGAAGCACGACAUCUGUCGGAUGAUGGUGGGUGUAAUUGAUCCAGAAGCAGUCCCCUCUGCUGGUGAGGUGGAGAUCAACAGAGUUAUUUAUGAAGUGCAUUACUGGGUGGAGAGGCACCUGGUGGAUGGGGUCCCGGUGCCGCUUGCUUUUGAUCAGGACGGAGAAGAAGGCAGCAGGAAAGAUAAGGAUAAUUUGGGUGAUCCCAAAGGGAAGGCCGAUCGAAACAAGAAUGGGCCAGAGAACAGUUCGGAGGAGAAAAAUGAGAAUGGCAGCAAGGCCGAUGGCGGUCAGGUCCAGAAGGAGGAUGUUAACGGUGGGGCUGAUGGUGGUAACCACAACCUGGUUGUCAGCCAUGAGACACACACGGCCAGUGAGCUACAGGCGUUCGCACCUACUGAGCUCAUGGAUGAGCAUCAGGGGAUGGCCGUGGAUGCUGUGCUAGAGCCGAUGGUGGAUAAUUUCAUGGUUUCAGGUACACCGGAAAUGGAGACUAGGGCCGCCAGGGUUGAGCGCCUUGCGGCGAUCCCGGAGACUGAGCUGCCAUCUGGUCGCAAGAGGAGAUCUUGUACAACGGAUGAGCAUUCGCUUGCCCGGGCGGAGCGCCUGAAAACUGAAAGGAAUGGAGGUACUCUUCCGAGGAACUUACUGGUGUCGUUUCUGGGGGAUGCUUCAAAGGCAUAAAGUGGACACUAGAAGCAUGAGGGAGGCCUGCAGACUUUUGGAGACAUCGAUGAUGCAAGUCUUCUCGACGCAUGGUUGGACCUUCUGUAAUAGAUUAACUAUGUGAUGUUUGUCUAUUCUCCCAACUGCGUUUGGGUUUUGUGGCCAAAUGUGGCGUUGUUUCGGUACCUUUUGUUGGGGUGUGUGGACGGCCGUCAUCAGCUGAUGUAGGUCGGGAUUUGGUUCCCAUUAUCUAAAAAAAGAGAUGAUCAAACUGGCCGUC
Molecule: messenger RNA, 3421 nt
Organism: Zea mays
Lineage: Eukaryota; Viridiplantae; Streptophyta; Magnoliopsida; Poales; Poaceae
Product: proline oxidase
Exons: 4
Coding region: 1348-3159 (603 amino acids)
Cellular component (GO): mitochondrion
Molecular function (GO): FAD binding; nucleic acid binding; proline dehydrogenase activity
Source: RefSeq, a predicted model, not a curated record